AUGGGUCACCUCCUUUGGAAAUAUUACCACCAUGGGGACCUCAUUAACUUCCGGAAACUCCUGUCAGAUAGUUACGAUAGCAUAGCUUAUUCCCUCGAUGAAAAUACACUACAAUCUGAUGACAAACGUAGCACUGGAGGCCAAACUGAUCUUGCCAUCUCUUCUAACAAAGUCAAAUUGAGAAAAUCUCUUUGCCAACAAAGAAGUGGUGCAUCUUUAAAAGGAGCUCAAAUCAGUCUUUCUUAUUUCGACGUUAACGGCAGAGAUUAUGCCGGAUUGACGAUUUUACACCGAGCCGUUUCCUCCACCGAAAAAUGUCGCGACGAGAAUGGGUUCGCCACGGCCCUCCUCAAUCACCCUGAUAUCGAUUUGUGCGUACAGGACAUUGAGAAUGGCUGGACUGCUCUACACAGAGCGUUGUACUUUGGCAAUAUCACCAUGGCGAGAGCAAUUAUAGAAAGAGACGAAAUAAAUGUUGGAAAGAAAACUAGCAGCACUACACCUGUUAUGUCAAGUUCAGUUUUUAAAAUAAAGGACAACGAGAAGAAUAGACCAUUCGAUUUAUACCAAACCAUUCUACCCAAGCCUUUUCCGAAUAACUCUCGUCUCACCUCUCCAGGCUUUGAUGAUCAAGGUUAUGCUGAGGAUUCAUCCGCGCACGAUGCGAAACCAUCUGAUUCAGAAGCUUCAGAGUUUGAUUCAGUGGACGGCAAUCUAGUCUUUGCUUGGGGUAGUAGCCGAAAUUGUGGACUUGGUUUCAAGGAUCAAGAUGAUCGCCAUUAUCCCGAGAAAAUAACACUAAGGCGUCCAAAUAAUUUAUUGCAAAGGUUUUAUCAAGAAUAUCAAGAGUCGCUAGAUGAUGAUGAGUCGGCGAAAAUUAACCAACCUGUGGCACAAUCUAUAUCUGAUAUACCUUUCGUGAUAGCUAACCGUCCGAUAAUAAUCCGAGAUGUUGUUGUAUCAAAGCUCCACAGCGCAAUUAUAACAGCUGACCCAGAGUCAAACCUCUACAUGUGUGGUUUCGGACCAGGUGGGAGACUUGGAACAGGCAACGAAGAUACCCAAUUUUCAUUCGUGUCUGUGCAUGGAGGAAGUCUUGCCGGAAGGAGGGUCUUAAAAAUCGCUCUUGGACAGGAUCACUCUUUAGCCGUUAUCGAGGAUGGUUCGGUCUUAUCUUGGGGCUCUAAUGUUCAUAGUCAACUGGGAUAUACCCUACCAUCAACGAGAACUCAAGAUCAUGGAUUAAUCAACGUGCAUGCACGUCAAAUAUUGGGUCCUCUCAGAAGAGUAGUUGUAAAGGGGGUCGCAGCUUCUACUUUUCACUCCGCAGCUUACACCUCUACUUCCUUGUUUACUUGGGGGAGGAAUAAAGGACAACUCGGCUUAAUGGACUCCGAUUCAAGGAGUAUCAAGUUUCAGUCAGCUCCUCGUGAAAUUGCCGUCUCGAUUCUCAAGGCGCCAAUUACUAACGUCUGUGCCACUGAUCAUGCCACAAUUGUGCUUCUAUCAAACCACCAUGUCUAUGUUUUCACAAAUCAUGGGUAUAGAAUCGUAAAGUUUCCCCUCAAUCACCAGCAUCCCAAAAAUUAUCCUAAUUGGAAUUCGAACCUAAGUUUCCAACGAAGAUCCAACUAUGUGUCAUCCAUUACAGCUGGUAAUGAUACGGUAGGAGUCAUCUCAAGUCGCGGAGAACUGUUUACCUUCACUGUACGAGAGGCUCCUUGUAACUCGAGCUCAGGAAAAUCAGAAAAUCCCGAAAAGUAUGACUCACUCUCUCAACCCGAGAGGGUUUGGUCACCGAAGAAAGAAGAUACUAGUGGUAUAAAAUCUGCUUCUAUUAGUGAGAAUGGAUCAAUCCUUGUUUGUACAAGAGCUGGUAGUGUUUGGUACCGCAUGAAGCGGAUAAGUACCCCGAGACCUGAAGUUAACUCUGCUUCAUCCAAAAAGGAAUGUCAAGGGUUCGAGCGUAUUCCUGGCUUGACAAAUAUUACAGCUGUGAGAAGCACGUCUUUUGGUGUCAACAUGGCGAUUCAAAAAAUAAAUGACUCAAUCGAAGAGCGAAUCUACCUCGAUGAGCCUUCUCUUCGAACAGAUACUGCGAGCCUAAUGGUCUUUCACCGCCUGGAAGGCUUAGCACGCGUACAAUCUCAAGAGAUUGUUUCGGUGCCGAGAAAAGCAGAGUCCAACUUAUCAGGCUCGGUCAUUGAUUCACUAGAAAGACUAAUUCACGCUAGCUCUGAACUAGAAGCAUCCUUACGCCAAUGCUUACUCAGACAGCCCAAUGAACGUAGCUUCAAUAUAGAGGUUCGAACUUCCAGCUCUGAUGUCUGUAUACCUAUGCAUAGCUUUCUGCUUGGACGGAGUUCGGUUCUUCGAAGGGCUAUGAGACAAUGUCGAGAUCAUGGAGAAAUCUUAAUUCCAAACAUUCUAUACAUGAGAACAAAGGCUUUGACGGGUGGAUCAGAACUUUAUUCUAAUGUAACAACAACCUUGACUUUUAAAGGUCUCGAAUUCAUGGCACUAGUCAAUCUCGUUGUCUAUCUGUAUACUGAUACGGUGAUUGAUACAUGGAGAUAUUCGAAUCAAAAAACAUCGGAAUCAUGUAGGAACCAAUCAAUCUUAUAUCAACUAAUCAACUUUGCUGGCCAUCUAGAGCUAAAGAAACUUCAAACUAGCCUUUUUCUUCGGUUGAUGGCUGAUGAAGGUAUGGAUACAGACAUGAAUCUCGCAAUUAUGGAUUCAACUUUCUUUCAAGAUGGCGAUGUCAUAGUUGAGCUCAAAGAUUCUGAGAGGAUGGUUCAUAGCGCAAUCCUCUGCCGACGGUGUCCGUUUUUCCAGGGUCUUUUCAAUGGUCAUGCAGCCGGAAUGUGGCUGGCGGGAAGACGGCAAGGGAGUGCUACAAAUCCCGUUCGGGUCGAUUUAAAGCAUAUAAGCUCCCGGAUCUUCGAUUUUGUAAUCCGAUUUAUCUACACCGAUAGUCGCAUCGAGCUCUUUGAUAAAGUUAUUUGCGCGAACAUCGAGGAGUUCCUAAAUUUAGUGCUUGAAGUUAUGGCUAUUGCCAAUGAGCUUAUGCUAGACUCACUAUCGAGGGUUUGUCAAAAAGUGGUUGCGAGGUUUGUCAGGGAUCAAAAUAUAUCCAGUCUAAUUAAUAUUAUUGCUCCGUGUUCUGUGCAUGACUUUAAAGUACAUGCUUUGGCAUAUAUCAGUCGACAGUUGGAAUUAAUGCUUGAAAACUACUUGCUUAGUGACCUUGAAGGAGAUCUUAUCCUUCAACUUGAUGAGAUAGUACGUCAGCACCGUCGGGAUGUUUUUCUUGAAGUCAACCGUUAUGAAAGAAUGUUUCUCUUGCGGUAUCCUGAUUUGACCUCGGAUAUAAAGGAUGAAAGACUUCGAAGGAUAAAAGAUAUGGAAUUUCGCGCGAACCUGGGCCUAUCGAGUAAUCGAUCAGAUCUUUUAUCGACGUCUCACACUUUGAGCGCAGAAAAUAUUGAGAACGUCCCUCUCUCGCGAAAAAAACUAAAACGGAAGUCCAAAGAAAUGAUGAAUAUUCCAAAGUCCCCAGAAUCUCGGCAGCUUCGACCUGAGUCUGACUUAAUUUUUGAGAUGGACACCGGUGAUUGUAGUCCUCUGAGCAGAAUAUCAAGAUCUCGGAUAGAAGCAAAGAUGGAUAGUAAUCUCGUAACAAUAAAUCAUACAGCAACAAAAGUUGCUGAUCCCACCUGGUGUCACUUCGGCAAUAUUGAACCUUUCAAUGACGCCUCGCAUCAAGUAAUCUCCAGUAAAGGUCUCGAAUCUCAGACCGAGAGCUUAGCUUCAUCGAUCAAGACUUGGUCAUCGGCCGUGCCGCUACCAUCAAAACCCGAUAUGAGAGAGAUCAUGGCACAAGCGACUUCGACUAAACCCAAAAAGAUUGAUCAUCCAAGUACUGUGAAAGAAUUUGAGGCAAGGUUAAAUAUGCCCAAAAUGUCCCAAAAGGAACGUAGGAAGCAAAAUCAUAAAUGUGCUGCAAAAUGCUUGCCAUCAUCUGUUGACGAAAGCUUAAAAAUAAAAUCACCUUGGAAUAUUAGUAACAGGAUAAUAAGAGGAAAUUCUAGUGAUGGGCUAACAACACCUCAAUCCAAGAUUACAAGAUACGCCGAACAGUCUGAAUCACUCAAGUCCUACAAUUCUCGAAAAACCUGCUCAGUUGAUUCAAAUUCUGCUGGAUGCUUCGCUAAAACUACUGUCCAUUCCACAAGAAGUUCUUUCUAUGCAUCGCUUCCCGCAUCAUAUUAUGGAACUAUUGAAGGUAUGUCGCACUCUUCUGUGAAUAGUAUAAAUGAGGACCGGUCAAGGACACUAUUGUUGCCGUCAAUGUCAGACAUUAUAGAGCAACAAAAGAGAGAGCAGGAGAUUUUGCGAAAAUCUGUGACUAAGCGCAACUUACAAGAAAUUCAAGAAGAACAGGCUUUUCAGGAAUGGUGGGAUAGUGAGAGUAAGCGGGUUCAGGAAACGGAAGCAGCAAGAACAGCUACAGAUGAUAACAGGGAUCAAGGUAAAACUUUGCAAGGUGAUGGAAGUCGUAGCAAAAAUAAUGGGAAGAAGAAAUCUCAUGCCAAUUAUCGAGGAGUUAAGUUUAAGGGGUAG
Molecule: messenger RNA, 4626 nt
Organism: Blumeria graminis f. sp. triticale
Lineage: Eukaryota; Fungi; Ascomycota; Leotiomycetes; Helotiales; Erysiphaceae
Source: the annotation of a GenBank genome assembly